AUGGCGGGUGGCCUAUUGAGGCCCAGCCUCCUCUCGGACCCUGGGGCACGCAUGUUUCGCCGGCUUCGCGCCGCUGGCCGGGAACGUAACCAGGGCCGCUCUACCGAGGAGACCCCUAGAGAUGGUCACCGCGGUGGAGCUUUUGCAGCUUGGAACGGCUAUGCCGUGACGAUAGACACACUCACAAGUCUGGCGCCAUUACUGGCUCCGACAAGCAGUUCUUGGGGUGCCACCGAAGGCAAUGCCGAUCUUAAGGACGAGCAAGCCGAUGAGGCCAUUGCCGAGUCUGAGAAGAAGGACGAGGCCGAGAAUGCCGCUGCUGAGGAGCCCGCUGAGUCCGAAGACAUGUUGUGUGACAGCUGGGACAGUGGAUAUCGGAGCUCAGUCUCUACACACGGUCCUCACGGUCGAAGGUGGGGAUGUGAGAUCUGGCUACUUAUAACUUACGGGGAUCUCUUCUGUCCUUCCUUCCCUGGGGAUGUCAGGGCAGGCGUCCCUCAACAAGACAAGAGCCCAUCAACUAUACACAAACAACCGGCUAACCUCGAUCAAACCUCGAUCAAACUGGCUGAUUGCGAUUGA
Molecule: messenger RNA, 582 nt
Organism: Trichoderma atroviride IMI 206040
Lineage: Eukaryota; Fungi; Ascomycota; Sordariomycetes; Hypocreales; Hypocreaceae
Source: RefSeq, a predicted model, not a curated record